AUGGUGUUCUUCCACUUUGGUCGAAGCAAGGACCUUGGUGGUAACGAUUAUUUCAUCUAUAUCGGCUCCAAGACCAAGGCUUGUUUGUCCAAUGGCCUACUAAGGAGACUUCCCCACAAGCAGAUUGACACUAUCAACUCUCAGCGCGUGCAAUGGUUUGCUUUCAACCAGGAUUAUGAGUGGUUCAGCGCCUUCAACAAGAGCGGUGGCUACCUGGGAGGCUCAUCAGCUGGUGAGUACAUCGAUCCAGAUUGA
This is a messenger RNA of Cyphellophora europaea CBS 101466, 255 nucleotides long. RefSeq lists its product as uncharacterized. The transcript has 2 exons. The record is from RefSeq and is a predicted model, not a curated record. Bases 1 to 255 code for a protein of 84 amino acids. Lineage: Eukaryota; Fungi; Ascomycota; Eurotiomycetes; Chaetothyriales; Cyphellophoraceae.